CCCUUUCCUUUUCUUCUUCUCCUCCUCCUUUCACUUCCUUCCAUUUUCCUCUGUAAACAAAAAUGGCGAACAGAACUUCUCCUGUUCUUCAUCGGAAUAAUGGUUUCCUCUUUUCUCUCAGCUCCAACAGAGCUUUUCCUUUCCAUUCUUUCCUUUCUCUCAACUCCAAGAGGUCUUUCCCUCUCUCGUCUCUCUCUUUCUCUUCUUCAUCACUAUCCACUCCGGCCGCGACGUAUUUUGGUGUGACGCGCGUGUCUACUGCGCCGGUAGAGUAUGCGUCGCCGGUUCCGGACUCGAAUUUUCAUCAGGAAAUUCGCCGGCUUAAGUCGCUCCGGCAGAAUCUAUCCAACUGCAAGAAUCUCGAGCAGAAACUGAGAGUCCUGGACUCUGAUUCACGCGUGAAGCAUUUUUUUAAUACCAGAGGUUUCGCGCGGGUUUUGACUUCGCUGAAUUUUGGAUUGGAGGAGUCCUUUUUGGUUAAGUGUUUGGUUGCGGCUGGGCAAGAACAUGUGCUUGAGAACGGUUUCGUGUUCGUGGAUGAGAAAGAGAACGUGAUGAGGAGUUCGAUGAAGAGUGCGCUUUACUCGUUAGUGGAGAUGAUUGAGGGUUGGGAUAUGAGUAAUGGAGGUAAUGGUGGAAGUGAGGGUUUUAGGAAGGGUCAAGACGGCAUUGUGCUGGUGGACGAGGAAAUUGGGGACUUGAAGAGGUUGUUGAAGACUUUAGGAGAGAUUGAACAGUUUUAUGAUUGCAUUGGAGGAAUUAUUGGUUAUCAGAUAAUGGCGCUGGACCUUCUUGCACAAUCAUCACUUGAGGGACAGACUAAGAAUUGGUCAGAGCAUAUACAUGAAUCGUUGGAGUGCCAGUUUUUGGAAAUUCACACACCUAAUGGACUUGAUCUUUCACAAAACACGGAGUAUGCAUCUCAAGCAGCUCUGUGGGGAAUUGAGGGCCUACCAGAUCUAGGUGAAAUUUAUCCUCUUGGAGGCUCAGCAGACAGGCUUGGUUUGGUGGAUCCUGACACUGGUGAAUGUCUUCCUGCUGCGAUGCUUCCUUAUUGUGGGCGGACUUUGCUAGAGGGUCUUAUUAGAGAUCUUCAGGCGAGAGAGUUCUUGUACUUCAAGCUAUAUGGAAAACAAUGCAUCACCCCUGUUGCAAUCAUGACAAGUUCAGCAAAGAACAACCAUGAACGAAUCACCAUGCUUUGUGAACGACUUGGAUGGUUUGGAAGAGGUCGAUCAAGUUUCCAACUUUUUGAACAGCCUCUAGUUCCAGCAGUUAGUGCAGAAGAUGGCCAGUGGUUGGUCUCAAAACCAUUCAUCCCUGUAUGUAAGCCUGGUGGUCAUGGUGCCAUAUGGAAACUUGCUUACAACAAAGGCAUCUUUCAGUGGUUUUAUGAUCAUGGAAGAAAAGGCACCACUGUCCGGCAAGUCAGUAAUGUUGUGGCUGCUACAGAUGUUACCCUCUUGGCAUUGGCUGGGAUUGGGUUACGCCAUGGAAAGAAACUGGGGUUUGCAUCUUGCAAGCGGAAUGCAGGGGCUACAGAAGGAAUCAAUGUUCUAAUUGAAAAGAAGAAUCUUGAUGGCAAGUGGGCAUAUGGUUUGUCAUGCAUUGAAUACACUGAAUUUGAUAAAUUUGGAAUCACAAAUGAACCUCCUUCACUUAACAGUUUGAACGCUGAGUUCCCUGCCAAUACCAACAUUCUGUAUGUGGAUCUGCAUUCAGCAGAGCUGGUUGGAUCAUUUAAUAAUGAAAAAUGUCUACCUGGGAUGGUUAUAAAUGGAAAGAAACCAAUUGUUUAUGUGGAUUAUUUUGGAAACCAGCACAGUGUAUCUGGUGGCAGGCUUGAAUGCACAAUGCAAAACAUUGCUGAUAAUUUUCUGAACACAUAUUCAUCCAGAUGUUACAAGGAUGUGGAAGAUGAACUGGAUACAUUUAUUGUCUAUAAUGAACGGAGAAGGGUUACAUCAUCUGCUAAGAAGAAAAGAAAAUAUGGAGAUGUGUCUCUUCACCAGACUCCGGAUGGUUCACAGUUGGAUAUCCUAAGGAAUGCCUAUGAUCUUCUUUCCCAGUGCGAUAUUGAACUUCCUGAGAUUGAAGGUAAUGACAAGUAUGUAAAUUCUGGACCACCAUAUCUCAUCUUUCUCCAUCCUGCUCUGGGCCCGCUUUGGGAGGUAACAAGACAGAAAUUUAAUGGAGGUUCAAUUUCAAAGGGCUCAGAGUUACAAAUAGAGGUUGCAGAGUUCCUGUGGAGAAAUGUUCAGCUUGAUGGGAGCAUGAUUAUUAUGGCUGAAAACAUAAUGGGUUCAACUAAGAUUGAUGAAAAUGAACUAAAAUUGCAGUAUGGGCACAGGUGUGCGAAAUGCAAAUUGCAAAAUAUGAAGGUGUUGAAUGAUGGAAUUGACUGGAGUUCUGGAGAUAAUGUAUACUGGAAGCAUGAUGUGAAGCGUUUUGAAGCAUUGAAGGUUAUACUGCACGGAAAUGCUGAAUUUGUGGCGAACAACGUUACUAUACAGGGAAAUCAUGUAUUUGAAGUCCCUGAUGGUUACAGAAUGAAGAUUACAUCAGGAAAUCCUGGUUUAUCAGUUCAGUUAGACCCCAUUGAACCAAACAAGAUGGACAGAGGCAGCUGGUACUGGGACUACAAGAUUAAUGGUACUCACAUUGAGUUGGAACUGAAAGAGUAGUAAAAUAAUAACCAGAUACUUAACCUAGCUUUAUGUGAAUCAUGGUUCACAGACAUAGCUCACUUUCAGCCUGUCCAUAUAUUUCUGAUUGGUUGAACACAAGUUGAACCAUUGCUAUUAGGAUGUUUCAGGACCUUUAAAAACCCAUAAAGCGCUGUAUGCCGCCCAAGCAAUAGUUUCCAUUUAUGAUUGUCUUCUUGUAAUUACUCAAGUUGUAUGUAGGAUACAAUACGAAAGUACAAGCAAUAGAAAUUGAAUGUUUUG
Messenger RNA from Rubroshorea leprosula, 2948 nucleotides. The record is from the annotation of a GenBank genome assembly. Lineage: Eukaryota; Viridiplantae; Streptophyta; Magnoliopsida; Malvales; Dipterocarpaceae.